GCGCGCCCUCAAUUUAUCAAGGCGAAGAAGAAACUUUUUUUUAUUAAGCGAUAGAAAAUGGCUGACUGGGAGUGUGCUAAUGUUUUCCUGCAGCUCCUGGAACAGUUUUAAGGUGUCCUACGACUGAGCAGGCACUGUUACGUUUAACAGAGAACCAUUAUGUUUAAAAAGGCGAAACGAGUUAACUUACGACGGAGGAAUGAGUCCGAUGAGGAAGAGCUGGAUGAGACUCAGCAACCUCCGCUGGCGCCGACACUGCUUGGGCCUGUCGUCGAGCAAAUCCCGUUUAUUGAGACUUGUAAUAACAGCAUUACUGGAGCACCUAGCAGUACGGAUAACUGUCCUAGCAACGGCUUACAACCUAGCUUUAACAGUGUAAGAGCUGUCAAGAAAGAAAAGAGGGGCAAAGACACACCUGCGGUGCCAGGACCCACGAAAGUUAGUUUGCUGAGUUUCGACGACGAAGAAGAAGGAUCCGAGGUGUUCAGAGUGAAGAAAUCCAAUCACAGCAAGAAGAUUGUAAAACAGCUGAAGAAAGAAUAUAAGGAGGAUCUGGAGAGGUCUGGAUAUGUCAAACAGGAGAUCAGAUCAGAUGCACCACCUCAGCCUGCAGUUGCCAUCAAAGAGGAAGUUACCAGUCGAGCAGGUAGUGAACAUGGAGAGGAAGAAAUGGAGGUGGACAGUGCUGAUGAGCCUGAGGAAGACACGAGGAGUCUAGGAGUCCAAGCACCUAGUCAGAUGUCCAAGAGUAACAACACUGGAGCAACAUUCAACACACUUUCCUCCCUUGGCAGCCUGAGACCAGGGGAGAUCCCUGAUGCUGCAUUCAUCCAUGCUGCCAGAAAACGCCGGCAAAUGGCUAGAGAGCUCGGGGGUGAAGCCCCACUUGUAGAGAAAGAGGGUCUCACGAAACGUCUGGUACAAGAAGACCAAGAUGUCAGUGACAACGAAGACGAAGACGAGAAGAGGAUCAGCUUCAGUGGAGUCCAGAACAAAAGCCAGAGGCAAAAGAUAGCUGAGGAAAUAGGUAUUGAGGGUAGUGAUGACGAAGCACUGGAUACAGGUCAAGAUGAGGAGGUGAGCCGCUGGGAGCAGGAGCAGAUUAGGAAAGGAAUCAGCAUACCCCAGGUCCAAAGCAGCCAGCCCGAAGGCAACACAGUCUACUACCAGAACAGCUACGAGAGCCAGCCCUAUGGCUCUUCCUACAGCAUGCCUUUUACCUACAGUGCUGUGGCCCCACAGGCUUGCAAGCCAACUAUCCGUGCAGACAAUGGCUCUGUUCACUAUGGGGCCUCUAUAAGUGAUCUAACUCCGGUUUCCAUUGAUCUGGUAAAGAAACGCCUGCAGGAUAGGCUCAGCCAAAUGUGUGCAGGCCACAAUGCAAACGCCAAGCGCCACAAACAGAUUGAAGAAGACCUGGCUGCCUCUGAGAGCGCCAUACAGCAGCUGGAGGGCUCGUCCAAUGACAAUGCAGAUCAAUAUAAAUUCUUGCAAGAAAUGCGAGGGUAUGUUGGAGACUUGCUUGAGUGUUUCAGUGAAAAGGUGCCUGCUGUCCUGGAGCUGGAGGCUGCCAUGCACCAGUUACUAAGGCAACGGGCCUCACGACUUGUCCAGAGAAGACAGGAUGAUAUUAAAGAUGAAUCGUCGGAGUUUGCAAGCCUUUCAAAUAAAGCUGUCAUGGCACCUAAUUUAGACUCAUUUGGUCGAGAUCGCACUGCAUACCAAGAGCACAGCCGUCAGAGGAGGAUAGCAGAAAGAGAAGCACGACGAACUCGGAGGCGACAAGCGAGAGAGCAGAACGGAAAGAGGGCUGAUCAUAAAGAAGGCUUAUCAUCAGAUGAUGAGGAAACCUCCACUGACAUCACCAGCUUCAACAUGGAGAAAGAUCGUAUCAUCCGGGAAAGUAAGAAAGUAUUUGAGGACGUGCUGGAGGACUUUCAUUCUCUUGACUGCAUCAAAGCCCGUUUUGAAGUGUGGAGGAAAGACUACGCCGACUGCUACAGAGAAGCCUACAUCGGCCUCUGUCUGCCCAGACUCUUUAACCCCUUAAUCCGUCUGCACUUGAUUACAUGGAACCCUCUCGAGGCCCAGUGUACAAACUUUGAGUACAUGCUUUGGUUUGAGUCAAUGUUGUUUUACGGCUUUGAGGAGCACAGCAUUUUGCAGAAGGGAGAUGGGGAUAUCGGCUUGCUGCCUGCUAUUGUAGAGAAGGUCAUCAUCAGCAAACUGACAGUGCUGGCAGAGCAAGUUUGGGACCCGCUGUCAGGCAGUCAGACAACCAGGCUGGUAGGCUUCAUUUACAGACUAAUGAAAGGCUACCCCACUGUGAUGCAUGGGGACAACCGAUACACACAGGAGCUUUUGAAAGCUGUUGUCUUAAGGACCAGGCGGACUCUGGAUGAAGAUGUCUUCCUUCCGCUCUAUCCCAAAAAUGUGUUGGAGAACAAGAACAGCAGCCCCUACUUAUUCUACCAGAGGCAGUUCUGGUCCUGCGUGAAGCUGCUGGGCAACAUCCUGCAGUGGGACGGUAUCUUAUCUACUUCCUGUCUGAAGGACCUCGCCCUGGACAGCACUCUCAAUAGGUACAUCCUCUCUGCGUUGCAGACCACAGAUACGGCAGAGGACAAUGUUCCGAAGUGCCAGAAGGUGGUGGAGUGUUUGCCAGUCCAGUGGUUCUCUGGGCUGAAGGGCCAGCAGACGUUGCCUCAUUUGGAGCCAUUCUGUCGCUAUCUCACCCACCUGGCCAGCUCAUUGCACCGGAGUAGUUUGGGCAGUGCUGAUGUGGAACGGCGCUCAGCCAAGGAACAGAUUAAGGAGAUUGUGAAGAUGUUGCACCACAUGAACGCCCUGGACCAUAUCAUCGCUGUGGCAGAAGAACAUGGUGUUAAAGACAUCAAAACACUUUUGGAAGCCAAGUCGUAGAGGAGGACAUGCAAGCAGCAACUUUUCACUCCUCUUGAGCUGCUUUAGCAUAUUUGAAGCUAUGGGUUUACUAAGCUGGCUUCCUGAAAAUAGUAGGUUUAAAACCUUGUUGUAAAUAUUGUGAAUAAUGUACAGAAAGGGGCGUGAUCAACACAAGACUGAUGCUGAAAUGAGGCCUUGUAUUGUCAGCUUUAAAAGACCUCUCACUUGUACUACAUGCUGCCAACAUUUUAAAUGCAUAAUUUAUUAGGAGUAAAUAUCUGAUGUCAUGGUUUGCUUUUUGGGAAACAUUUGGUCUCUAAACUGACACAAUUUUCAACCCAGCUUUCUGUAAAAACUGCUUAUCCACCACAUUUGUCUCAUAUAUAUUCUUCUUUUCCAUAUGUGCCGAAAGAAGUUUAUAGUUGGCCAUAAAGUUGUCAUUAUUCACAAGCAAAGACUGGCAACCAGCUUGUUUCCCAGCAGUCCAUGAAGCCAUUGAUAUGAUGGUUCUUUGAUUCCUGCUUCUUCCUAAGGUUCUCCGCUGUCACUGACAAACUGCCCUGAAGACCAUGCCAGAGCUGGGAGCUUUGUGUUUAGAUUUGUAAGACUUUUGUUUUAGUAUUGUUUCUUGU
Molecule: messenger RNA, 3536 nt
Organism: Monopterus albus (swamp eel)
Lineage: Eukaryota; Metazoa; Chordata; Actinopteri; Synbranchiformes; Synbranchidae
Gene: paxbp1
Product: PAX3 and PAX7 binding protein 1
Exons: 18
Coding region: 160-2922 (920 amino acids)
Biological process (GO): mRNA splicing, via spliceosome; positive regulation of transcription by RNA polymerase II
Cellular component (GO): nucleus
Molecular function (GO): DNA binding
Source: RefSeq, a predicted model, not a curated record